Messenger RNA from Patiria miniata (bat star), 1639 nucleotides. RefSeq names its product adenylate cyclase, terminal-differentiation specific-like. The coding region runs from base 168 to 1118 and encodes 316 amino acids. The transcript has 4 exons. Lineage: Eukaryota; Metazoa; Echinodermata; Asteroidea; Valvatida; Asterinidae. The record is from RefSeq and is a predicted model, not a curated record.
UGACGCGCAAUGCGUGUAUCGUUACAUAAUAUCGCAUUCCUCACUCGUACAUGUUCUUGAGUAGGCCUACAAGCUGUAGGCCUAUGUCAUUCGUACGGUACAGUGAUAGUUAUUUUUUCCUUUUUUACGAUUUUGGUCUUUUUGAUGUCUGCUAAAAUAUAAACGAAAUGGGAGUAAAAUGGAUGUGUUUGUUGUUUACAUUAACGGUAAUAACCGGCCAGAUACACGGCACAGUUGACGCCCGGGCACAAGGAUCAAGACUUUCUGCAAAUGUUCAGGCAAAGAGAGACCAAUAUGAGACAAGAAGUCUUUCAAAUGAAGAGGAGCAUGAUUCUCAUAGUGACAUCAACAAGAUAUGGAACUUGAUAAUGACAUUAGAAGUUGCAACAGCAAGACUCGAGAAAAUUCAAUCUGAACUCGACGGCAAGAUAACCAGCAUAGAGCAGGAACUGAUGAGUAAUCACGGGCUGGAUUCAGCCAGCUUGCUCCUUUCCCAGCCAGUGCCUGAUGAAGCUGUGGUGAACACGGACAUUAUGCAGGUAACUUUCAUGGAUCAGAUAGUCAUGCCUACGGUACCAGACCAAGAUGAUGGUGUAGGGCAAGGCACUCAAACGGUACCACUAGCACUGGAAGACCAGGUGUCUGUAAUUUCCGGAGAGCAACAGCAGCAGCAGCAAGACGACAAGCACAAAGAAAGUGAGCUUCUGCAACAAGACCACCUGCAGCAAACACAACCACAGUCGCAACAAGACCAACAGUCACAACCGCCGCCACUUCAACAAUCACCCACACAAUCCGAACCGUCGCAGGCAGAUCAGAAACAAUCACAGACAACCCAACUCCGACAAGAACAACCUACACAAGAACCGCCACUACAACAGAUUCAGCAAGGGGCUGCAGGAAGCGAGCUCAGUGAAAUAGAUAAAAUCAUCGCCUUGGCUAGUGGACUGUCGCGCCGUCAGAAAGCCCGGCCCUCCGGCCAAGUGAGAUCCUCUGCACGGAAUCCGCCCAUAUGGCAAGAUGACCGAAGAGCAAAGGUUCCCCCUUUUCUCGAGGCAAUAGCUCGAGAGGGACGAAUGGUUGAGAGAGAGGGACUGCCCUGGUUGUCUAUCAAGUAGGGAAAUUCCCCAAAAAAGCACGAGUAGAACCUUGGUUAUUUUGUUAAUGACACUAGAUUAUGACACCUGCCCUUAAUAUACUAACAUUUUAGAUGGACGCAUCCUAAUAUCCAAAUUAAAAAAAAAAUAUUAUUAGUAAAUAUAAUCAAUAAAGAAAAGCAUCAAUGUGAAACGAAGAGCUGUAUUUCAAAUUACGCUCAAGUAACAAUUAUGAAAUGAAAUUUACUGUGUUAUGUUAAAAAAGAACAAUGUCAUCGGAUUCAGUUAAGAUUUGUUGGAAACUGGAUAAAUCCUCAGUACACUGGAUAGUUAUUUCUGUUCUACUUAGGCUAAUACAGGUACUGAAUAUAUUCUUCGCCUAUUCUUCAUCUGCGUUCUGUCAAGUUUGAAAAUAAAACUCUAAUAUUUGUGAGCAGAUUUCACACUGAAUGAAUCAAAUUGAGGCACUAAUGUCCAAUGCAUUAUGAAUUUUGCAGUAAAAUAUACAAUUUAUAUAAAAUGAGACGAGUCCAUUGCUUUAA